Messenger RNA from Syngnathus typhle (broad-nosed pipefish), 4374 nucleotides. RefSeq names its product terminal nucleotidyltransferase 4A-like. Gene Ontology annotation, biological process: RNA 3'-end processing. NCBI's taxonomy places the organism in Eukaryota, Metazoa, Chordata, Actinopteri, Syngnathiformes, Syngnathidae. The transcript is spliced from 12 exons. Gene Ontology annotation, molecular function: mRNA binding; poly(A) RNA polymerase activity. Bases 223 to 2658 code for a protein of 811 amino acids. The record is from RefSeq and is a predicted model, not a curated record. Gene Ontology annotation, cellular component: TRAMP complex; nucleolus.
GAGUGCUGCUGGGUGCGCCAUUUUUGCUGGUUGACAUGGGGAGCGGAGUUGGACAAGCCGUUUUUUAAUAACCACGCCAGACUCCGGACAUGAAGCUAUUCAAGGAUAACAAGUAAACCAGAUCGGUAGGCAACCAUUUGUUUGCUUGAGUGCAACGUGUUACAUUUUGCCCACUUGCUUGCCAUUUUCCCGUUGAGAGGUUGUCGGUCAAACUCGAGUCCGAUGGAUCCCAGGACCGCUUGGAUCCAGCCGGAGCAGAAGGGACCUGCCAAUUCACUAUGGAUGCACAUUUGGGAAACGUCUCAGGGAUUUGCUACAAAUUCCGGCACUGACGACCGCAUUCAGUACCAAGGCGACAACGUAACGUUCAACGCAAUCUCAACAGCCUCCAGCGGUGAUUAUUGUAAAAGUGUGGCUGCUCCGACACCGUCGCCGCCGCUCGGUGUCGUGAUCGGGAAACUGUCGAAGCGAGAAAGCGGUGAAGAGAGGGGGAGCGCCCGGAGGAAGGGCUCCUUGUCCCCGUCUUCCUCGUCUCUGGACUCGGAGGCCGAGAGCUCUUCUCCCUCCGGAUCCUCUCUCCAAAUAGACAAUUUAAACGUCGCGGAAGAGGCGAGCAGGUUUUUACAGUACGGUGACCACAAGCAGGACGAGAACGACGCGAGGCGGCAGCAACACCCACCGCCUCCUCCUCUCCCUCCGCCGCCUCCUCCUCCUAAUCCUCCUCCUCCGUCGCUCCACGCUGCUACUCAACAUUGUCGCAGCAGGCAACAAUCUGGCGGCCACACCCCCGCCAGGAUGAAGAACCCACACGGGAACAAGCAGCGCCUUUACUAUCAGACGUCGGGCCGGAGGAGGUAUCUGAACCGAGCCAACUCGUUUCACGGCAUCAACCCGCUGCUGACCCACGGCAGCGGUGGACAACGCGCAGACUCCUCCUGCAGCCUCUGGAAGACGAGGCGCUACAGUCCCGGGGUCAAUGGUCUCCAUGAAGAGAUAGUUGACUUCUUCAACUUCAUGUCACCACGUCCAGAGGAGGAAGCCAUGAGAAGAGAUGUUGUGAACAGGAUCGAGAGCGUCAUAAAGGAACUUUGGCCCACAGCACAGGUGGAGAUAUUUGGCAGCUUUAGCACAGGUCUCUAUCUACCAACCAGUGACAUUGACCUGGUGGUGUUUGGAAAGUGGGACCACCCUCCACUGCAGGAACUAGAGCAAGCACUGAAGAGACACAAUGUCUCAGGGCCAUAUCCUAUUAAAGUUCUCGACAAAGCUUCUGUGCCCAUCAUCAAGCUCACAGACCACAAAACCGAGGUCAAAGUUGAUAUCAGCUUUAAUGUAGAGACUGCUGUCAAAGCAGCACACUUCAUUAAGAGCUACUUAAAGAAAUACACUGUUCUGCCACCCUUGAUCUUCGUACUGAAGCAGUUCCUACUCCAGAGGGAUCUCAAUGAAGUUUUUACAGGAGGCAUCAGCUCUUACAGUCUCAUACUGAUGGCUAUCAGUUUCUUGCAGCUGCACCCUCGCAUUGACACGCGGCGUGCCAACAUCAACCUGGGCAUUCUGCUGAUUGAAUUUUUCGAGCUGUACGGGCGCGACUUCAAUUAUAUGAAGAUGGGCAUCCGGGUCAACGGGGGGGCCUACUUAUCCAAAGAGGAGAUGCUCAAAGCUAUGGGGAAUGGCAACAGGAGUUCUAUGCUCUGCAUAGAGGAUCCAGUACAGCCAGGCAAUGAUGUGGGCCGAAGCUCGUAUGGAAUCUUGCAAGUCAAGCAAGUGUUUGACUUUGCUUACAUGGUCCUGAGUCAUGGUGUGUCUGCCCUUGCUCGGGCAUACCCCAACAAAGAGUAUGAAAGUACUUUAGGUCGGAUUAUCAAAGUUUGCCCGGAGGUUCUGGCCUACAGGGACUGGACUAUUAAAACAUGGGGAGCUAAGCAAUAUGCCAACCAGCAGAACCAUGAUGUAGAGACUUGUGAGCAGGACCUUGCCAGAUUGAUGCUGGUUUCUGUGGAAGAUCAGCGAGACGCGACCUCCCCCCUCAGUGCUGAUUCCUCCUCGUCCUCUCCAGUCUUCCUCAACAGCCCUCAGCACCAUUCUUCGUCCUCCUCCCCCAGCUCAAGUUCUUCCUCCUCCUCCUCCUCCUCUGGGAGUGACAUUGAGUCUGAUCCCCCUCAAAGCACUAAUGGAGUCCUUCCCCAGUCCCUCAACUUGGCUCAAGUCCAUUUUAUAAUGCAAAUGGCUGCACAUCCAGCAGGCUUUAUCCACACCCCACCACAGUUCUACCAUGAGAAUCUACCAUCAGUCGGCAUGGUGCAGCGACAAAUGGCACAAACUGCAGUCUCCCAGCACUCCAACUCUACAAGCCCUCUACCCAGCCCCCUCCACCAACUCCACCACCCCCAGUUGGGAGGGCAGCACCAGCAUGCCUUCACCAUUCGCCCAGACUCCCAGGGCUCAUUUGAGCCACAGAAAUUUGGCUUCAAGCACAACCAAAGCAGUAACCUCCGUGGUCAAAACCACUCCCAAGGUAGUUUCAGUCCCCAGCGGCGCUUUGUUCCUCAGGGCCACAAUACGGAACCAGGUUUGAGGAGCCAGCAGCAGUAUAACUGCAACACCUGGCGACGCAGGAAAAGGGAAAAUCUCCUAGCGCUGAAUCAGAGCAGAUGAAGCAUUCAAGAGCACUGAUAUGAUCUACUACUUUUAAAGACCUUGCUCGGGUCAUCACAAACUGUUGCAUAGUAAGCUAGUUUUUAUGCAACUUUCACUGGGCGUCAAUUCAGAUUGUUUCAACUGACCGCUACUCCAUUUCUGCUUCUGUUCUGCCAGCACGAAGCAAUUCCUUACCUGUGGCAGGUGAAGGACUGUGGUCUUAACUGUACUUGUAGAGCCUCAAAGGUUUUCCCUUUAGAAACACUCCCUCCACAUUGGAAGCACACCAGCACCAGAGUUGAGUUGACAGCCCAGACAUGGUCCUCACCACUGUCACUUUCAUUAAGCCUGUCAGAAAGCCAAGUCCAUGUGCCAUAGUAGUGAACGGGUUCAUCUAGCCUUACCCUUGGUCCCUGUCAGUUUUAAAUAUUGAGCCUUUUAGAUGAGUUCUCCCCCUUAACUAAUUUCUUACUCUGAAUUCAUCAUUCCUAUUGCAACGCUCUUACAGCUUGAACGCCCGAUCUUUCGAGUGAAGCGACGCACUACCUUUCUAGCUAUGCAGCACAACGCUGACUCGAUGUUUUUCGGUGUGAUGGCACAAAAACGGAUCUUCUGAAGUGCUUGAACUGUGAUGACUUGUUUGAAUGUACUGAGUCGUGUUUGUGUGUUGAAAGUUCGCUCGUGUUUGUCACGGAGGGAUUUUUUGUUGUUCACAUUGUCACUUUAAUUUUGUUGCAUUCAUGUGCAAUAGUAGGUUGCUUUUAUUUAAUUUAUUUCACAAUUUUAGUUUUUCCUUUUAGUGUUUUUCCCCCGACCAAACAAUUUAUUUUAUUUUCUCCCCCUCCCCCUUUUGUCAAAUCUCAUUGACCUGUGCAAUAUCUGGAAUUUUAAGGGCCUUGAUUGAAUGUGUUCUGCUUUCCAACUCAACUUCAACACUGCUGUAGUGGUAUGAGAAUUGGGCCAAAAAAUCUCAUGGCAUUUACUGUUUAAUCUACAUCACAUUACAAUCAAUUAGAAUGAACACAUUUGUCUAUCCCCUGCCCCUAUCCAGUAGUAGUUUUGUUUGUUUUAUUUGGGUGUCUUUCCAUGAAGCGGGGUAAUGUGGAAAGAUGAUUUUCUUUUUUUUUACCAUUUGUUUCCUUUCGUCGUUUCAAAACUAUUUGGUGCUACUUCUGACCAGCAAAGUGCUUUUGUUCUGCCUUUAUCUGCUUUAAUUCUUUAAAAGCAAAAGGCCCACUGCCUUCUUGGAAGACCAAAUUCCCCAAUACAUAGCUGAAACUCUCGUUUAAUGUUUCCCGCUAGAUUUAGUACCGCAUCCAUUGUCACAGAAUUGAGAAUCAUUACAAAUUGUAAGAGGCCCAUUAACUUUGAUCUGCAUGUUUUAAGUCCAAACCUAAACCUGUAAAAAGUCUUUAUGAUGGCGAGGGAAUGAGGUAUGGCUUGUUCAGUGUUGCAGGAGUUUAGUGGCGCCUUUGACAAAACAAUGUUUUGCCAAGUUGUUUUGGCAUCCCGAGUACCAAACUGAUGCGAUUAGCAUAGUACUGGAAACAUUUUUGGGGCAGCUUUUGUUAAGAUAUCCCAAGAUGAUCUGUGAGUGAUUCCAUCUUUAUACACCAAACCAAUCCCACCUUGUAUCUGUGUAAUUAAGGAUGUGUAAAUGACUGACUUAUAGCUGUAUCCUUUUUUCCCAAGUCUUAAGUUUUUCUAUUUUUUUAAUAAACUUUUUAAAUGCCA